Molecule: messenger RNA, 2152 nt
Organism: Linum tenue
Lineage: Eukaryota; Viridiplantae; Streptophyta; Magnoliopsida; Malpighiales; Linaceae
Source: the annotation of a GenBank genome assembly
UUUUCGUUGCUUCUCUCCUACCCUGCCCCUGCCGACGCUUCUUUCCUCUUCAGUUCCAACUUCUCUUCUCAGUUGUCAGUUGUCACCCUGCAACCAUGGCCGUUGUUGCUUCAUCCGCCAGUCGUAUCCUCUCUCUGACGAUUCGUUCACUUCUGCUAGAGUUUUGCUUCCCAUGUUCUCAAUCGAUCGCUUUCCUUUCUACUGAUGGGUGUGGAGCAAGUGACUUGACUAGUAAUCCAGCUAAGCAAUUGCCUCGCUCAGCAAGCCCUUUUCAUGUUAACCCAAGCCCUUACUAUUUCCACAAUCCUUAUUACUAUGGGGGGUAUGAUGGACUUGGCAAUGACUGGAAUGACUAUAGUAGAUCUGUAACUCCUGAUGGAGUUGAGAUGCAACAUGGUAUGUUUCAUGACAACGAUGCUGCUAUGUUCUCCCAAGGUUAUGGUUAUCUGCCUUUUGGAUCAUAUAUGCCUCCCCCGGAUAGCCAUCUGCAGGGUACACAGCAAUAUCAUUCUUCAGAUAAUACCCUUCACUCUUACAGCCAUGUUGGUUCCCUUCCAACAGAGAUUCAAGCUAAAGCCACCUGUGACAAAGUACCCUUGGGUGUUGGAACGGCAACUGGGGGGAAUGCUGGAGGUCUAGGUAAAAAUAAUGGAAAACCUUUCAAACCAAGUACCCAAAAUUCUUUUUUAAAAUCAGGUGUUCCUUAUAAAAAUGGAGGUGGCAGAACAACUUAUUCUCCAUCAAGUUAUCAGGAUCUGUGGCCGGGUUACGGUGGAUUUCAGUCAUUCCCCUGGUUGGAUGCUCCUGUGCUUUCUAAUGGGCCAUCAAAACAUGGAAGUGGUGGCGGUUUCUCUUCAGGGCUGAAUUCACAAUCAACAAGACCUACUUCUGCCUUUGGCAAAGGUACUGGAUACAUGAUGUACCCACCUAAUGGGAUGUAUGGUCCUUAUGGAUCUGUUGGCUAUAACUCUUGGACAAAUGGGCAUGGUUGGAUGGUUGUCGAUAAUAAGUACAAAUCAAAAUGUCGUGGCUAUGGCAAUGAGAAUAUAGACGGGUUAAGUGAGUUGAACAGGGGACCUAGGGCCAAGAGUUUUAAGAACCACAAGGAGAUAGCUACUGGCACCGAAGCUGCUGUGGAGGGGCAAAACAUUCCAGCAACCGAGACUAAUAAAGAGGAGAAGUUUGAACAGUAUAACAGGGAAGAUUUCAAGGAGGACUAUACAGAAGCCCGAUUCUUUGUCAUCAAAUCAUACAGUGAAGACGACGUACAUAAGAGUAUCAAAUAUGGUGUUUGGACUAGCACACUUAAUGGAAAUAAAAAGCUGGAUGCAGCUUAUCAGGAAGCCCAAGCAAAUCCUGGCGGUGGCCCCAUAUUUUUACUAUUUUCUGUAAACACGAGUGGGCAAUUUGUUGGCUUGGCUGAGAUGAUUGGUCGUGUUGAUUUUGACAAAACUGUGGAGCACUGGCAGCAAGAGAAAUGGAAGGGAUGCUUCCCUGUGAAGUGGCAUAUUGUAAAGGACAUACCAAACAGUUCUUUGAGACACAUUACACUUGAGAACAAUGAAAACAAACCUGUAACUAAUAGUCGGGACACUCAGGAGGUCGACAGUGAGAAGGGCAUUCAGAUUCUAAAAAAUUUCAAGAGUUAUGUGGUGAAGACAUCUAUCUUGGAUGAUUUUGGGUUUUAUGCAGCUCGUGAGAGGGUAAUGCAAGAGAGAAGGGCUAGGCAGAGGACUCAAAGGCAGGUCUCUGAAGGUAAACCCGGUGUGAAUGUGAUUCCUGACGGAGCUGCUCUGAAGCAUCCGGAAAAGGAUGGAUCGAAUGGAGUAAUCGGAGUAGCUGGUGUGGAUGUGAAAUCGGUUGUCGACUCGCAUGAGACCAAAGCUACCGCUGCAAAUCUGGUUGCAGGUGGCUGCUAAUUUUGUAGCCAAGGGUUGUAGAGAGUAGGUAUCAAGGGUGACUGAAUUCCUGGACUUUUGAUAGUGAAUUGACUAAUUGGCUAUUUCUGCAAGCACUGAAAGUGUAACUGAACAAGUGGUUAGGACAUUGUUUCUAACAAAAUACGAUGGUAACUAGACACCACAUUUUGUCGAGGGAGGGUUGCGAGAGAAACAAAAUACAACAAUGAACUCAAGUGUUGGAUCACCAGACA